Molecule: messenger RNA, 3405 nt
Organism: Metopolophium dirhodum (rose-grain aphid)
Lineage: Eukaryota; Metazoa; Arthropoda; Insecta; Hemiptera; Aphididae
Product: putative leucine-rich repeat-containing protein DDB_G0290503
Exons: 14
Coding region: 671-2707 (678 amino acids)
Source: RefSeq, a predicted model, not a curated record
AAAAUAAAUAAUGAUGACACAUCAUCCUUUUUCCGAGAUCAUUUCUACCCUCCUCAGCGUGGUUAGAACUCGGUAUUGAUCCAAUCUACUGAGCAUGUCCAGUAGUUGCAUGCAUAUACCACCUUACCAACCCCCCGGGCGUUCAUAAUAGGUAUUCGAUUGCAGUGGAUGUAUAUUUUCGCGUUGUUUCUAUACUAUUUAUUUCUAAUGUGCAUGCAUUCUUUAUUGCUAAAUGACUCAUUACAUUUAAAAAUCAAAUGAUUGCAUUUAAUCAAAAAAACAUUCUAAAUAAAAUAUAAAUAACAACAUUUUAAUACGAUAUUUCGGUUGAUAAUAUUAAACAAAGUGUGCUACAUUAUUUUAUAAACGCGCACAUUGUAAAAUCACACGUUAAAAUAAGAUAAAUGAAUCAUACGUGAUAGUUUAUUGAAAAGCUUAAAAUAUAACUUAUCGAGCAAUAAAUCAAUUGUUGUUGACAGCUUUGACACUGAUUUUUCCGUAUAUUAUUGUGUUAAAAUUCCCUAUAAAUAGCAUUGCAGACUGCAGUAGUAAAUACUAAAUACAUAUUAAGGUGAUAUUGUUAAACCAUGUUGCAUAAUAUUAUGUACAUAUCAGAUUUGCAUUAGACAAGACACUUCAAGAAAAUAUUUCAAAAUAUCUCUGCAAAAUAAUGGCUAAUCAAUACCAAAAAAAGCAGAUACCAGCAACCAAAGGAUUAGCAUCAUCUUUUGGAUUCAAAAAGACCACACAAACCAAUAAGAUCAGACCAAUAUCAGCUCCUAUUCAAUUGGUUGAAAAGCCAAACAAUUUUGAAUCUAAAAUGCUACCCAAACCAAUGUCAACACCUACGGGAAAGUGUUCAAGAAGUAUACCUAAAAGUAAUACACCUUCUCCCAACAGGUUUGGAUUUUGUAAACCAGCAACAAAACUUGUUCAACCCACAACACAAGUAACAACAAAAAAAAUAGAAGUGGAAAGAAGAAGUCAAUCUGAACCACAAAAAAGGGAAAUUCCUAAACUUUAUUCAAGUGGAACAAAAAUUGCUGUGUCCAGAGUUACCUCUAGUCAUUUACCUAGGCCUCAAAUUCCAAUCAGAUAUCAAGUAUCCAAAAGUCCCGAUAAAAAUGCCAAAACAGCUGCCAACAUGAGACUAAAGAAUGAAGCAAUCAAACAAAUGCAACAAGGAGUGACCAUCCGAAAGUUAACUGACUCUGUUGAAUUUACUGAAGUAAUUGCUUUUAAUAGACCAUCAAGGCUAACAAUAAAUUCAAAUGCUAAAGGUUCUUUAAUUAGAGAACGGGCUAAUAAAUAUUUAAGACAAGUGUCAAGUUCAUCUUCGAAACAUUUGACAUCGUCUGAUGACGAUUCAGAUUUAAGCAGUUAUGAAGAGAAACACGACAAAGAGGAGUUUGUAAAAGAAAAGACUGAACAAUUUGAUAGAAAAGAUACUACAUGUAGUGAUGAAGAAUAUGGACCUGGCGAAGCAUUAGCAGUAGAAGAGUUCACAGAAAUGAAAGAUAAAAUAAAUGUCAUUGAUAAUAAAUUUGCCAAUGUUGAUAUGUCUGUAUCAUUACGUGAUGUAUUACUGAAUAUCGAAGACACAACUUUUGCCACAUUAGCUGCUAUGUCUUCUACAAUAAGAAUUGAAGAUGAAACAUCACCAGAUGAUGAAUGUUUAAGUCCCACUGAAUCUGAGUCAGCUGAAUUUCCACAUAGUAAAACAGAAUCUACAAAUAAUGAUAAACGUGACAGUAUGUCACCAAUUUUGCGGUGCAAUAUCUCUAAAUCCGGUUCUUUUUCAUCAGACACUAGAGAUUUUUUUGAUGAUGAGAUAGCUGAUCAACCAGCACUUAUGUUUAGUGGGCCUCCAUCAGAGUCUUGCAAUACAGAAGAUAUUGAUGAUGCUAUAUUUCGACUUGGAAACCAUUCCAGUUGUAACAAAAAAUCUAAAUCCUUGAGAAGAUCACUAAGUGCUGAUGGGUCCUUAAGUGAGAGUCUCAACUCUGACGAUCUGAUGCUUGAUGUUGACUAUGAUCAAACAGAUGAUAAAUUGGUCGAUCCUGAUAAUGAAGACCUAUUGAAAACACUGGAGAGUACCAAACAAAACGCAUUUAAUGAAUGGAAAUCUUUGACAUCUCCGAGAAACAGUAGUAGUUCACUCAAAGACGAAGUUCCAGUCAAAGAUGAAACGGAUUCUAAAGGCAGCAAUGGGGAUGUGCUAAUGAGCUUCGAUCGGUUUCGAGAGGUAACGGACGACAUAGCGAGUAUCAAGAACAUGCUAUUCGAACUAAACCGUGCCCUAAUAGAGGACAAGCAAGAUAUAACCUACCCAGAAGACCAGGAAGUUCAUUGCUGUUACGAGAAUCAAAUCUUGGAUUUGAAACAACAGAUAGCUUAUAUGGCCCAACAAAUGGAACAGAAGGACCGUACUAUUCAAAUGCUCAACGAACAGAUAGCCCAACGACCACGGCCAUCAAUAACAACAAUAGAAACCCGAAAUGCUGCCACUCAAACAGACAGAUGUCGGUCGACCACAGCUCCAACAUUAUGCACAUUCGAUAGAGAAGGACAAGCAAAUGGUCGCCCUGUAAUAAGGUGCAGUGACAUGACGGAGAGAUCAAAGUCUGUGUCGGGCAAUCGCAUACGUAUCGGCAUGCUAAAGCACAAAUUUCUCAUGGACGCAGGACGUACGUUGCCGAACGUUUGAUUCCUUACAUACGUUCUCUUCGACCAGUAUUAACAAAAACAUUCCAUGUUUAAUGUUCCAUUAAUAGUUAAAUUUAAAACAAAAAUUUAAAUUACCAUUUAUUUUUUACAAUUAAUAAGUUUGUCCACGUGUAAUAUACAAGUUUUGUUUCCAAAUGUACAAUUUAUGUUCUUUAUAUAUAUAUAUAUAAUUUAUUUAUUUUUUAUGUAACUUAAAUGAGGGGGUUUUUUUUGCUUAAAAUAAGUAAUCUUUUUUCCACUUUACCAAAAUCAAACUAGUCAAUCUUUGUUUUGUUUAUAUGAAUUAUAUAUUUUGUUUGUGUUACAUUCAAUAACAUUUUUCUAGAAUAAAAUUAUUAUGAUUUAAACAUAAGGGACCUACCUAUUCCUUUAAAUAAUAAUUAUUUUAUAUUUAAAAUGUUUUCAUUAAAUACAUUAAACUUCCAACAAUAGUUAUGUUAUUAAAACAAAAAUAAAUAAAUAUUUAGUUUAUUAUACCUACCUAUGUAUUAUAAAUAUAGGAGUCAAUGUUUAUUAUACUCUUUUAAUUACUGUACUUAGUGAUUAUAAGAUAAAAAUACUUUAUUUAUUAACCUUAUUUCAAAGCUGUUAUUAUUUCCUUUGAAAUAUUAUGCCAGGACUUCAUUUUUACUGUUUUUAUUUUUUUAGCUGUUCUGCUCUUCUGCUAGGUAGUCUUUU